AUUACCUGCGAAAUCGCGAUUUGUCUGCUUCUGUACAAAGAGGGAGGGAGGGAGAGAGAGAGAGAGAUGGACAGGGUGUUUCCAGUGGACGAUAUGGCGGACCAUUUUUGGCCAGCACCGCCGGCGGCCGAUGAGGAGGUUUCUUCAUCAACAACAUCAAUGAAUAGAAGUUCAUCUGUUUGGGCAUUUGAAAGAUUUAUUCGUGAAUGCAACCAAAACACAUCUGGGUCUUCCCCUCCAUCUUCUUCCUUCUCCGCUACCACCGCCUGCGGUGCUGACAAUUCCUCGUCCGCUAAGCCCCAAAAUAACGCCGAUGCAAGAGAUCUCCAACCUCAACCUCCCUCACCACCACCAUCAUCUUCUAUGCCUUCCUUUCAUUCCACAAUUCCUCCCAGUCUUCAGAUGGAUUCCGAGGACUACCAGGCUUUUCUCAAGAGCCGUCUCAAUUUGGCUUGUGCAGCCGCCUUGACUAGGGUAUCUCAAGGAAAAAUUCAAGCCCCGGCUGCAGGAGCUGAGAACGGAGUAAAUGCUUCAUUGACCUCACAAUUGGAUUCUCCACCUAUUUCCAUUGGGGCUGGAUGUGGUACAUCUAAGGCUUUGGACAAGGAUGCUAGUGGGACACUCGGAAUACCUUCCUUGCCAACCAUGCAAAAGAGAUCUGUAACUCCUGUCAAAUCGCUAACGAGUGGAUCAGAACAGUCGGAUGAUGAUGAAGCUGAUGAAGAUGCAGAGACUGCAGAAAACAGGGAUCCUUCUGAUGCAAAACGUGUUAGAAGAAUGCUUUCAAAUAGAGAAUCAGCUAGGCGCUCCAGAAGAAGAAAGCAAGCUCAUCUGAGCGACCUUGAAACACAGGCUUCCCAAUUACAUGUUGAAAAAUCCUCCUUGCUCAAAAAUCUUACUGAAUUAAGCCAGAAGUACAAUGAAGCAGCUGUUGAUAACAGAGUUCUUAAAGCUGAUGUUGAAACAUUAAGGGCAAAAGUGAAGAUGGCCGAGGAAACAGUUAAAAGAGUAACUGGGUUGAAUCCUUUUCUGCAGGCAAUUCCUGACAUAUCUACGAUUGGCGGAAUGCCAUCAUUUUCUAAUAGCCCCUCUGAUGCAUCAACUGUUUCUGUUCAAGAAGGUGGUCCAAACCAACACUUAUAUCACUCUUCUUCUUCAAACAACCACAUGCCCACCAUUCACAAUCUGGGAAUUCAGAAUGGAUUUGUUGAAAUCCCUUCUGCAGAUAAUGUGCAACAGCAGGAUCCUGCUGGAAAUCAGAUGGGAAUAUCUGCUCCAAAGCAAACAGCAGGCAGAAUGGACAAUAAUCUUAAGAAGCGAAUCUGAGGGAUGGAUGUUAGCAGCUCAAAAGUUUCAUACUUUUCUUCUUUUUUCGGGGGAAGGUAUAGGCAUCUGAUGAAGCCUUUUGUCUACAUUUAGAUAUAGCAAGGUCUGAAGUGGAAACUUGGACUUAAUUAUAUCAACUAAAACAACAGUUGAUAGUGUUGAUUUUCUAUGGAUUGCAGUGAAUUUGGGAAAUUUAGCCCAUUGAAAUAUUACUAUGAAAGACUUUUCUCCACCAUUCUACUACAUUACAUGGAGUUGAAUGUUGUUUGGUUUGGAUC
Molecule: messenger RNA, 1604 nt
Organism: Impatiens glandulifera
Lineage: Eukaryota; Viridiplantae; Streptophyta; Magnoliopsida; Ericales; Balsaminaceae
Product: light-inducible protein CPRF2-like
Exons: 6
Coding region: 67-1326 (419 amino acids)
Biological process (GO): regulation of DNA-templated transcription
Molecular function (GO): DNA-binding transcription factor activity
Source: RefSeq, a predicted model, not a curated record